Symbiodinium pilosum is the source of this 593-nucleotide messenger RNA. NCBI's taxonomy places the organism in Eukaryota, Dinophyceae, Suessiales, Symbiodiniaceae. The record is from the annotation of a GenBank genome assembly.
GUACGCUCAAGACCAAGAUCAGGCUUCUGCUGCCAAAGAUUCUGCCCCCGAUGGUUCUCUGUGAGAAGAUGGACAACCUUCAGCAUAUUUGCAAGCUGCUGGAUGAGGAGUCCCUGCCAUCGUUUUUUACUCCGAAUCUGCCGUUCGUCCUCAGUGAGAUUGCCUCGCUUCCAGCGAAUCGUGUUGCGGCAUCGCUUACGUUCCUCAUCAGCCGCGUGUAUAGGAACUCUGUGAACGCAGAGAGCCUUAGCGCGGCCUUCCUGGGAAAGACGCUGGUUCUCAUCCUUUGGGAGUGCGCAAGGCUGCCCAGCGAGCGCUUGAACCGCGCAUUGGCCGUGCUGACAAACAUGGCCCAGGCUCUUCAAACGCACGGUGCCUAUCGGCUGGGGGAGGAGCGCAAGCGCCCUGAUCCUCCUGCCGCGGAGCGGAGCGCGAAGAAGCGACGCGCAGGGGACAAGGAAGUGAAGGUCAUUGACGUGGCUGGGGAUUCCAGAGGAGUGCCCCCGGAAGUGCUGCAAAUCAUGGAGCGCAAUGUGCUGCACGUAUUGGAUAUCUUCGCCAUACUUUUGGAUCGGCGCUCCCCGAAAUGGCAG